CGCAAUUUGCAAAUGGCCGUGAAAAGGACUGAACUCGAGAUUCGAGGGUGUAUGAAGAGCUAAUGUUGGAUUUUAGCGUGUUAAAAACUGGUGUAUAAUUCGAUAUUUAGUGUGGUGCUGUGCAAGAUACAAAAUGUGCCAAAAAGUGAGAAUCCUGUCUUAAUGCCGGUAUAGGACGCGCCCGAAAACCGCUGGAGCGACGAUCGAAGGGACAUUGCUGACAGAAGGAGGUCGUUGCGUUGCGUGAUAUAAGACGCGGCGCGCGGUUGUCGAGCGGUCGGUACAUUUGAGAGGACAGGCCAAGCACCGCCAUGUCGAACAUAAAUGAAUUAGACAGCCUACGUCAAGAGGCGGAGACGCUAAAGAAUGCGAUCAGAGAUGCGAGGAAGGCGGCCUGCGAUACGUCGUUGGCGCAGGCGACGGCGAACCUCGAGCCCAUCGGGCGCAUACAGAUGCGCACACGACGCACGCUGCGCGGACAUCUCGCCAAGAUCUAUGCGAUGCACUGGGGCAGUGACUCCAGGAACUUGGUGUCUGCGAGUCAGGACGGCAAACUGAUAGUGUGGGACAGCCACACGACCAACAAGGUGCAUGCGAUACCGCUGCGCUCUAGCUGGGUGAUGACCUGCGCGUACGCACCCUCCGGCUCUUACGUCGCCUGCGGUGGAUUAGACAACAUAUGCUCCAUUUAUAGUUUGAAGACCCGCGAGGGUAACGUGCGUGUGUCCCGCGAGUUGCCCGGCCACUCGGGCUAUCUCUCCUGCUGCCGGUUCCUCGACGACAACCAGAUCCUCACCAGCUCUGGCGAUAUGACUUGCGCCCUGUGGGACAUCGAGACGGGCCAGCAGUGCGGCCAGUUCACGGGGCACACGGGCGACGUCAUGUCGCUGUCGCUGGCGCCCGACCAGCGCACCUUCGUCUCCGGCGCGUGCGACGCCUCCGCCAAGCUCUGGGACAUCCGCGAGUGCCAGUGCAAGCAGACUUUCCCCGGGCACGAGAGCGAUAUCAACGCCGUCACGUUCUUCCCAUCUGGGUUUGCGUUCGCGACCGGUUCUGACGACGCGACGUGCCGCAUGUUCGACAUCCGCGCGGACCAGGAGCUGGCCAUGUACUCGCACGACAACAUCAUCUGCGGCAUCACGUCCGUCGCCUUCAGCAAGUCCGGCAGGCUGCUACUCGCCGGCUACGACGACUUCAACUGCAACGUCUGGGACUCCAUGAAGAGCGAGCGCGCUGGUAUCCUGGCUGGACACGACAACCGCGUGUCUUGCCUGGGCGUGACCGAGAACGGCAUGGCCGUGGCCACCGGCUCCUGGGACUCGUUCCUCCGCAUCUGGAACUAAGCUCCUCCCCCCCGCACCCCUCCCGCACCCCCACCCUCUGCACCGCACCCUCUGCCGUCAACUUGUAACUACGUGUGAUUACAAACAGCCUCGCUAGCUGGGUAGAGAACGGACCAACAUUACUUCUAGAGCCUAGAGUCUAGAGCAUCUCUCUUCCAAGUCCUCGUUGAUCCCCGUCGCUCUACCCAACCAGCGAGGCCCAGUUUACAUGUGCGGAUGGAACUUGAAUGAUAAGUUGAUGGCUAGCCCCAGUUCAACCGGUGACGUCAGUUUCUAGUUUUAUAUUCGAUAUCAAGCGGUGUGUGAAUGUGUUAGCUUCUAAUUUUGAUAUCUUGCUGACGAUAGUCCAUGUAUUUCUUCAUUCGGUUCGACUAUCGCAGACAUUGGGUUAGCUCAAUGAGUAACGAAAUUCGACUUUGACAGACCUGAGUAUCAUUGGUCUUUAUAUUCUAAAGGGGCGGCUGUUUACCUAAACCUGUAUAAAGUCCAGUCAUCUUGUAGUUCAUUGUCAUUACGUAAAUAAUUUCUGAUUCGAGGCACAAAUGACUUGGUGUAUAUAAUGUCGUAUUGUGUUGUAAACUUUAAUUAUUCUGUAUAUCGGACGUAUGCGCACAACGAGCACAGACAUACGACACGAGUCGCCGCGUCACGGGACUGCUCCCGUAUAUAAAACUCGCUUUAUUUAUUUAUAAUUAUAAUUUCUAACAAUAUUAAAAGCAUUUAAACAACUUUUUAGGGAGGAAUGUAGUUUACAUGUAUGUGUGAGUGCGCUGUCAGUGUGCGUGUGUGAGCGUCAUUACUGAUCCAUUGUUCACAGCAUAACGUAUAUUAUUAUGUAUAAUU
Messenger RNA from Spodoptera exigua (beet armyworm), 2186 nucleotides. The record is from the annotation of a GenBank genome assembly. NCBI's taxonomy places the organism in Eukaryota, Metazoa, Arthropoda, Insecta, Lepidoptera, Noctuidae.